UCUCAGACAGGUCCGCAUUGCAUGGUGGUAAAAUAAGUUUAUAGUAAACGCUACAUCUGAUACACAUGAGGUCUUCGUUACGUUGGUCGGUCAGUAAGGGUUUGUGUAAUCGAGGUAGAGUGAUGUAGCGUUUUAUUGGAUAUGUAAAAUUCUUUAACAUGAAUUUUUAAUUCUCGUCGAAGUGGAAAUUGUUGUUGAAUGCAUUUAUACUAUAAUGGAUAGUGAUAACUUGGUAGAAAAUAUUCUUAUUAAUUUGGAUGUAGAGAGUCUUACUCCCAAGAUCCUCAAGCAAGAGAAAUGCGAGUUUUCAACAACUCGUAAAUGCUACUCUUAUAUAAAAAGGAGGACCUUUGCAAAGUUUGUGGCAGCUAAGAGGGUCCUGAAGUCACCUUCAGAUGCCACACCAAUUUGGCACUGCUGUGACAAGACAUUCUCCGACCCUACAUCAAUCCACAAACAUGUCUCAAAUGUCCAUACAAAUGAGAUUCAUCAGCUCACCACCAUGACUCAGGAUCUUAUGCUGAGACAUGCUGAGGGUGAUGUAUCAGUGCCUGAAGACCUGAGAGACAGUCUGUCAAAUGACACAUCCAUGUGGAUACCCAAUACAUGCCACCUCUCUGAGAAAGAGCUUGUGAUAGGCUCAGGUGAAGUCCUCCUGUAUUACUGCUAUUGCCAGAUCAAAGAUCCCAAGAUCAUUUAUGAUUGGCAGAUUGAGCUCUGUUCAAAGCUUCACCUGACCGGCAAGGUACGUGUGGCCACUGAAGGUAUUAAUGGAACAGUUGGUGGUACCAAAGUGGCCACAAGCCUUUACAUCAAGGCAAUGCUGUCGCAUCCCAUUUUCACAGUAAUGCAACCAGAGGAUUUUAAGAUCAGUGAAGGUGGUGCAGAGUGCUUUUCUGAACUUAAGGUUGGAGUUUAUAAAGAAAUUGUCCCAAUGGGUGUGGAUCCAGACACAAUAUCCUACAGAUUAGCAGGAACACACUUGGACCCUGCAGAAUUUCACAAAGAAGUGCAAUCUGUCCUUGAAGAUGGUUCCUCAAACAGUGAUACAAUUCUUCUGGACUGUAGAAACUUCUAUGAGAGUAAAAUUGGCCAAUUCAAAAAUUGUUUGGCCCCUGACAUCCGCAAAUUCAGUUAUUUCCCUGACUAUGUGGACAAGAACUUGGACCUUUUCCGUAACAAAAAGGUUCUUAUGUACUGUACUGGAGGCAUACGGUGUGAACGGGGGUCAGCGUAUCUUCGUUCAAAAGAUGUAUGUAAGGAAGUGUAUCAGCUGAAGGGUGGCAUUCAUAAGUACCUGGAGCAGUUUCCUGAGGGCUUCUUCCGUGGCAAACUCUUUGUAUUUGAUGAGCGUUACACAAUCUCUUUUAACAAUGAUGUCAUAUCAGAUUGUAGGUAUUGCGGUGUGGCCUGGGACCAGUAUCAGCUCUGCUCUACAGACUUCUGCUGCCAGCUGGUCUUGUCCUGCCACUCUUGUAGGCAGAAGGGCUUUACAGCCUGCUGCUCUGUAUGCCAAGCCAAAACGCAGAUGCCCAGCUACGGCCGUGCCCACAGAGAAGAGUGCGAGUGUACAGACUCACGGCCCAGGAUCCCUAAAGACAUUUUAUAAUGACCAUUCCUUGUGUCUUAACAUGUGAAGAAGAAUGCACAAUGUUAAAGAUGACUUGUAUGUCUGGGAACAUGGUAUUUUCACUAUCGUGCAAAUUUGGUACAGGAUUUUUUAAAGUAAUUUUAGAACAUGUUGGGUCUACAUGAAGUUUUGAAUAUAUACAAAAAAAAUCUUAACUAGCUAGAGAGGUUAUGGGGGGUUUUUUGCAUUGCAUUUUUAAAAUAUGUAAAAUUCAUAUUUAAAAUCUGGGUCUGCUAUUAAAAUUCUAAUGAUGUUUUGAAUGAGACCUCUGGUAAAGGUUAAAUAAAUCUGCCUCCAGAUCUUCA
This is a messenger RNA of Electrophorus electricus (electric eel), 1935 nucleotides long. It is a transcript of the gene tstd2, whose product is annotated as thiosulfate sulfurtransferase like domain containing 2. The record is from RefSeq and is a predicted model, not a curated record. Lineage: Eukaryota; Metazoa; Chordata; Actinopteri; Gymnotiformes; Gymnotidae.